AUGUUUAUGUUUAAUUGGGAAAUCUGUGAAGCUGGGCUGCGAAUACUCGGAGGCAGGGAUGCACUCAAAGACGAGUUUCCUUUUGCUGUGCGCUUGGAGGAACAGUACACGGUGGUUACAGAUGGUAAGACACAAGUGGAGUACCAUCAAUACUGCACAGGAGCAGCUCUCACUCCAUCUUGGAUACUUACUGCAGCCCACUGUAACGAUGGUGAUGAUGAAAUAUCCACAAGUAAACAAAAUAAAUUUGCAAGAUAUAAUAGCUACUUCCCAAAAGAAUUGGGACACUUGAGUCCUAUUACUAAAGUGCUAGCCCAUCCAAAUUACUUUAUGUAUGCAUUUACCAGUUUAAGAGCUAUUUACGAUGUAGCACUGUUACAGACUGCAAAUAUUAAAGUCGGUCGGUAUGGAAAAAUCAGUGCUAUCGACUACAUGAGCUUCGUAGGACACGAAGCUGUAGUACUAGGGUUUGGUGGCACUAAUGCUACUCCGACGGAGAAACCUUUGCAAGUUUUGAAGGGCAUGCUAAAAAAUUGUGGAGAGGAAGUGGGCAAUGUGUAUGGUUUUUUAUGUGUUGUACCACCGUGUGGUCUGGAGGCGACAAUCUGUGGGGGAGACUCAGGGGGCCCCGUCGUCCAUGCUUCAGGAAUAUUCGGCGUCAAUUCUAUGUCUACGGGAAAUUGUAACGAGUUCAGCCACACUCUCUAUCCAGGAGAUGCAGCAGCUAUCGUCUCUAUGGUCAGUCCUCUUAUUGAUUGGAUAUCAAAUAUUAUUUCGAACAAAACGAAUGGGAGAUCAUAA
This is a messenger RNA of Pararge aegeria (speckled wood butterfly), 801 nucleotides long. Its product is annotated as trypsin-like. Gene Ontology annotation, molecular function: serine-type endopeptidase activity. Lineage: Eukaryota; Metazoa; Arthropoda; Insecta; Lepidoptera; Nymphalidae. The transcript has a single exon. Gene Ontology annotation, biological process: proteolysis. The record is from RefSeq and is a predicted model, not a curated record. Bases 1 to 801 code for a protein of 266 amino acids.